Messenger RNA from Daldinia loculata, 2791 nucleotides. Its product is annotated as TPR-like protein. Gene Ontology annotation, cellular component: cytosol; peroxisomal membrane. Gene Ontology annotation, molecular function: protein binding. The coding region runs from base 363 to 2309 and encodes 648 amino acids. Gene Ontology annotation, biological process: protein import into peroxisome matrix, docking. The record is from RefSeq and is a predicted model, not a curated record. Lineage: Eukaryota; Fungi; Ascomycota; Sordariomycetes; Xylariales; Hypoxylaceae. The transcript has 2 exons.
GUACCAUAAUAAGGUAGGUACGCUACCAUUAGUGAGGUCACCUCGUUGUCAAAACGGCUUUGUAAUAAAGUUUUACGGUACCGCUAAACCAUUUCGCCCAAAUUCACCCAUCAUUCAUCUUUCAUCUAGUUACAUGUGAAUAUUCUUUCCUUUUCAAACUUUGUUUUUAACCUUUAAAACGUCUAGGCUAGGUGAUCAUCUGUGCACUAAGUUCCGCCGCCACCGACCUUGUUUACAUACAUUUUCUAAACCUUCCAUUACUAUCACCCAUUACUAAGGAGCUAUAGCAUAGUUCGGCGCAUAGUUCAAUCCACAAUUUUAAUCCGUUAGAUUGUACAUAAAAUCCCCUUCCAACUUCCGACAUGUCUUUCCUCGGUGGCGGGCCUGAGUGCUCCACGGCGGGCAACCCUCUCAGCCAGUUCGCAAAACAUACCCAGGAAGACAACAGUCUACAAAGAGAUCGUAUUAGAAAUGGAACUCCUCAGGGUGGCAUGGGCGGCUUUCGUAGUGCCGCACAGCAUGGUCCGCAAGAUGAGAUGAUGAACGGCUUUCUGCAGCAAAAUGGCCAACUACCCGACAUGCCGCUUGAGGGCAUAAAUCAGAUACGAUUAGAUCAUCCCUCGCACGGUGUUCACCUACGAGCGAACUCGACUUCACCAGCAUGGGCGAACGAAUUCCAGCAGAACCCACAGGCAGCGAUGGAAUCCGCGUUCAAGGUUCCCCAGGGUACACAAUUCAGCCCCGAAGAUUAUGCCAAGUUUCAGCAGAUGACAAGUCAAGCGAACUCAUCCCGAGCGAGUCCCAUGCCUUCAGCCAUGCAGUAUCAAAACCCGAUGAUGGGAAUGGGAACGAUGAACGGCAUGGGUAUGGGUAUGGGCUACGGUAUGAGUAGCAUGCCCAUGUACCGUCCUAUGCCGCAGCAGCAGUUCUCGCCAGAAGCAGUUCAAGAUAAAGGGAAAGGAAAGGAAAAGGUAGUGGAACUAGACGAUCAACAAUGGGAGGAGCAAUUCAAGCAACUCGAGCUACAGGAGAAUGAUGUGAAGGAAAAAGAUGAGGCCGCCGCCCUUGAGCCCGAGCUCAAUAAGCUAGACGAGCAGAUUCUAGAGUCGGAAACGAACGAGUUUGGAGACUUCGAGUCUAUCUGGAGAGGCAUCCGAGCAGAGGAGGCGGCCGCUAAGGAAGCUAUCAAUGAGGAAGAGUGGGUUGAGCAGUUAGGGGAUCCUGACUGGGCCGAUCGCUUUGGAGACUGGGGUAUGCCUGGCGCCAAUAGCAGGUUAAUGGGCGACCCUGAAGUAGAGAACUAUCUCUUCGAAGAGGAGAAUCUGUUUAAGGACACCGCAAACCCGUUUGAGGAGGGUAUGCGGAUCGUUGACGAGGGUGGCAAUCUUUCGUUAGCCUCUCUAGCUUUCGAAGCCGCUGUUCAAAAGGAUCCGAAACACGUGGACGCGUGGGUCCAACUCGGUAUGGCUCAGGCGCAAAACGAGAAGGAGACGGCAGCUAUCCGGGCAUUAGAGCAAGCUAAGAACCUCGACCCGAAUAACGCACCCGCACUCAUGACCCUAGCGGUUUCCUAUACGAACGAAGGCUAUGAUAGCAUAGCUUACCGAACCCUAGAGCGAUGGCUAUCCAUCAGAUACCCUUCCGUCAUCUCACCUAGCGACCUCUCCUCCGCGGCCGAUAUAGGCUUCACAGAGCGCCAGCAGCUCCACGACCGGGUUACACAACUCUUCAUCAAGGCCGCACGCCUCAGCCCAGAUGGCGAGCACAUGGAUCCGGACGUGCAAGUAGGUCUAGGCGUGCUAUUCUACGGUGCUGAAGAGUACGACAAAGCCGUGGACUGCUUUUCGGCGGCGUUGGCGUCAUCCGAGCUUGGGGCGUCUAACCGGCAAAACCAGGUGCACCUGUUGUGGAACCGUCUAGGAGCAACGCUGGCCAAUAGCGGCAAGAGCGAGGACGCGAUCGCGGCGUACGAGAAGGCCUUAACGCUGAAACCUAACUUCGUGCGCGCGCGGUACAACCUCGGGGUCAGCUGCAUUAACAUGGGGUGUCACGCGGAGGCGGCCGGCCACUUGCUGGCGGCGCUCAGCAUGCACAAGACGGUGGAGAAGGAGGGCCGAGAAAAGGCCCGCGAACUCUUAGGCGGCGGCGUUAGUGAUGCACAGCUCGACGCAAUGACCACCCAAAACCGAAGUACGAACUUGUACGACACUCUGCGCCGCGUUUUCACGCAGAUGGGCCGCAGGGAUCUUGCCGAGAAGGUUUUACCUGGUGUCGACCCCGAGUCGUUCCGUGGCGAGAUCGACUUUUAAGGAGGUUACUUAUGGUAGAAGGGGUUGUAGGCUGAUAAAUUUCGAGAAUGAGGGGACGAAAUAUGAUGUAAUGAAAAAAAAAAAAAUUUUGGAGGAAAAGGCGGUUAGCGGUAGGGAUAACGAAGUUGCAUGACCUCGCGCGUUCUGGAUGCUAGGAAACGCCGGAGUAUUUUAUAUCGACACCAAGGCCAGAAUAGUUGACUGAGAAGGCUGCUAAGGUUUACAUGACCAGCCACCUACCAAACUAGGCUCUAAUAUUCGCCAAGUGUGGAUUUACAUCAGAAGACAUUCGCUCUCUACGGGAUGUCUAUUACAAACAUGUUGAAAACAGGAUAGGAUAGGAUGGGUAGUUAGUAUAUAUGUUAAGCUCGUAAAUUUUAUGACAUGACUACGUUAUGGUUACUAUCUAACUAUUGAGGCUUCUCAAAGACUCCUGGGUUCGCUUUGGUGACGGUCUUACAUACAUGUCGAGUAACGGCGAG